GUGUAAGGGGCAGCUGACGCGCCUGUGAAGACCUCACCAGGGCUCAUGUGAGCGACUAGAUCGCCGCGGCCCUAAACAACAACAAGUGUGACGUGACCUGCUGGGCCUUGGCAGUUUCUCGUGGAGGAGGAGCCCCGCGGCGCCUGGGCACACGACUGUGUCCCAUUGGCCCCACUGGUGCUAGUGUUGAAGUGGGGCUGUGGGACAGGUGCUGUGCUCAGCACUUCCGUCCUUGCUGCCGCUGAUUUCAGGACUCCUUUGUGUAUCCCAUCCCUUGCCUGCUCAGUUGGACACUGAGUGUGGCUUUGAAGGAACCUCGCUGCCUGCUCCAGCAUCUCUAAGGUUCCUGCAAGACCAGCUGACUCCUCACAUCCGGAGUAGUGUUGCAGUGGAGGCUGCAAGGCAGGGCAGCAGCUGGAGUGGCUGGGAUCAGCAGGAGCAGACUGCUACUGGUGUGAGCUUCAGGAGGGAUCAGAAGCACCACCACUGCCACCACCUCCGCCACUACCAACAACAACAACAACUGCUGGCCUCUUCAUCCACAAAGGGGAAAGUUUGAAUUUCAAAAGUGUGAGAAGAUCUGAGAGUGAGAGCAAGUUUACCAGCCAAAGCCAAGAGUGUGGGAAAAGACAUUCCUGGAAGGAUGACCUCAACAAAUACACCCACACACUCUGCUGUAAGACCUCAUGCAAACCGGGAGUGUCAAAAGGUUUAGUAAUAAGAGUAACCCCCAAACAUCACACCCUUAAGUUACGGUUACACUAGUCAACGAAAUGCUUGGAGUCCAACCUUAAACAGCUGUCCAUCCAAUUCUGUCUUUGGACGAGUGGUUAGACGAGUCCAACCUUGUCGUAAGGGUGGCGGAGAGAGAGAGAGGGGGAGAGGGGGAGGGAGGAAGGGUAAGGUAAGGAGGGGAGGGACGGAGGGAAGGGAGAGGGUGGUAAGCCUAAUAACAUUCCAAAGCACCUCUUGGGGUUGAACCUUUUCCAGGAGAUCGUGAAUAACUUCAGUUUUCCACUCCAUCACGGCGAGAACAGUUCAAGUUAUGGCGCGUAGGGAGAGGAAAUGUUUACACCGCAACGGUAGUCAAACAAUUGUCUGCUUAUUGCCACUAUAUACAUUCUAUAGAAUUUCAUUUCUAUUUCAAGAUAUUUUUAUACUAAUAAAUACUUCAUCUCUUAUGACUGAAUAAGCUGUAUACUUUCUUUUCAAAUAUGUCAUAAAUAUGAAUACUGUAUAACAUAGAUCUUCAGUUUUCUUCCCUUGGAUGAGAUCCAAGGGAAGGAGUACAACGCUACUGGGCGAGGUAUCUUUCCUCCAACCCUACGCUCGGAUUCUAAACGAAAUCCUCCAACCUUGGAUGAAAUUCAAGCGAAUCAUUGGAAUCCAACCAUUUCGUUGACUAGUGUAACCGUAGCUUUACACGCACUGGUGAAGGAAAUCAUGAGUAAAGUUGGUAGGAAAUGUUUCACUCGGAAGAGUCACCUCAACACACACACCCUUACUCACACUGGUGAAAGAAAUCAUAAAUGUGAAGUUUGUGGGAAAUGUUUCACUUGGAAGAGUCACCUCAACAGACACACCCUUAUGCACACUGGUGAAAGAAAUCAUAAAUGUGAAGUUUGUGGGAAAUGUUUCACUCUGAAGAGUAACCUCAACAAACACACCCUUACACACACUGGUGAAAGAAAUCAUAAAUGUGAAGUUUGUGGGAAAUGUUUCACUCAGAAGGGUAAUCUCAACAAACACACCCUUACACACACUGGUGAAAGAAAUCAUAAAUGUGAAGUUUGUGGGAAAUGUUUCACUCUGAAGAGUCACCUCAACAGACACACCCUUACACACACUGGUGAAAGAAAUCACAAAUGUGAAGUUUGUGGGAAAUGUUUCACUCGGAAGAGUGACCUCAACACACACACCCUUACACACACUGGUGAAAGAAAUCAUAAAUGUGAAGUUUGUGGGAAAUGUUUCACUCAGAAGGGUAAUCUCAACAGACACACCCUUACACACACUGGUGAAAGUGAAAGAAAUCAUGAGUGUGAAGUUUGUGGGAAAUGUUUCAAUCAGAAGAGUAACCUCAACACGCACACUCUUACACACACUGGUGAAAGUAAUCAUGAGUGUGAAGUUUGUGGGAAAUGUUUCACUUGGAAGGGUAACCUCAACUCACACACCCUUACACACACUGGUGAAAGAAAUCAUAAAUGUGAAGUUUGUGGGAAAUGUUUCACUCGGAAGGGUAACCUCAACUCACACACUCUUACACACACUGGUGAAAGAAAUCAUAAAUGUGAAGUUUGUGGGAAAUGUUUCAGCCAGAAGAGUCACCUCAAGUCACACACUCUUACACACACUGGUGCAAGUAAUCAUAAAUGUGAAGUGUGUGGAAAAAGAUUCAAACGGAAGGGUUCAUUGGACUUGCACAUCUUCAGACACGCUGGUCAUAAAGGAUUCAAGUGCGAUGUUUGUGAGAAACGUUUCACGACUAAGUAUGAGAUUGCCAAGCACAUGAAGGUCCACUUCUCCUGAGGUGCUGUGCUGAUUCAGUUCUGCUGUGUGUGGGAGCACAAGUGUUUGUUGCAGUGGUGUUAGAGGCUGUGUGUAGCACAGAGAACAAAAAAAUAAUCAUCUAUUGGAACAAAUGGUGACUGUGACAGCUUGAUCUAUUAUUCACUUUCCAACUUAGGCUGCAUGUGGUUGGUGGGUCCUGUGAAAGGUCUGAUCUUUUUGGUGAUUGUGCUGGGCUGGCUGUUGUGGCCAGGGCUUAUUACCCAAAUGUGUGUGUUACCGUUACCGUUGACGAGGCUUCAGGCCCCGGUCCACUGCCAGCUCAGCGCUCCACAGGGCCAUCAACAUUAUGACAAUAAUGUUAGCACUGAAAGUUGUCCUCAGUCCUAAUGUUUGUAACGUUGUAGGAUUUAGUGAAUAAGUGAGUCUUCAGUGCUUCUUUAAGGUUGCCAGAUUGCCACUGCUCUUAACGUCCUCGGGUAACUCAUUGUAGAGCCACGGGGCACUCUUCUCAAAUGCUCUGAAACCCAGUUCCAGGUUGACUCUGGGCUCAUAGAGUCUAAAGUACUGUUCUGCACUGUGUCUCAGUGGCAUGGCGGUGUCCAAAUGAAAAUCCUGCAGUAAAUUUCUCAUAUAUCUAGGUUUACCAAGUCAUGUUGCCUGAAAAGUCAGACACAUAUUUUGUAGACUAUUCGUGCCUUAAUGGGUAGCCAAUGUAAGUCUAUCAGUGCAGGUGUUAUUCUCUCACGUGGUGGCAGACCCUUUAUUAGCCUUUCAGCUCUGUUCAUGACAAGUUGUAGUUUCUUCAGCAGAUAUUUAGGGAAGCCAUAAUAAAGAUAAUUACAAUAAUUCAGCUUACUACUUACAUGAUUAUAUACAAGCAUCUUCAUGGUCUUUUCAUUCAAGUAUUUCUUGACUAAUGAAAUAUUUCUUAGAUGGUAGCCUGCUGUUCUCACUACCUGGUUGAUCAGUUCUUUGAAUGAUAGAGUACAAUCACUUAUCACACCUAGGUCUUUGGUUGCCUUUUUUACAAUCAUAGUGUCAUCAUUAAUCCAAAGAGUGGAGGUAUCUAGCCUCCUGAGAUACUUAUUCUUCCCCACUAUCAGGCAUUCAGUUUUGUCCUCAUUCAGCUUCAAUUGUUUAAAAUUCAUCCAUUUCCCAACAUCAUCCAUAUUUCUGCUCAGCUUAUCUAAAGUAUUUUCCACGUCACUUAGUGACAGCUUGAACUGUGUAUCAUCGGCACACAGUUUAAAAUCAACUCUGUGCUUUCUUAGCAAAUGUGAGAGUCCAGUGGUAUACACAGAAUAAGAUUGGACCCAGUACACCUCCCUGAGGGACUCCUCUGUUUAUAAGUAGAGAACGAGUUACCUAUUUGCACACAGUAUGUUCUGUUCUCAAGGUAGCUCCUCAGACAGUCAAGUGCACCACCCUCAUUCCAAUGGUUUUACAAUAUUGAAGCAAUAAACUGUGUUCCACCAUGUCAAACACAGUACUUAAGUCUAACAAAAUCAGAACACCAUACUUCCCUUCAUCCACGAGUACAAGUAAAUUAUUUACCACUGAACAGAGAGUAGUUUCUGUUGAGUAAAGUAUCUUAGAUAGAAAUGUCAAGUUGGAUACUGGUCUGAAGGAACUUAAACACUGUGGAUCCAGUUUACCCUUGACUAUAGAUUUCACGAUCGCCACUUUCUCUCUCUCCGGAAAAACCUUGUAUUCAAUACUGAUGUUAACCAUCUCUGUCAUAAUAUUUAAUAAAUCACUAAAGUUUCCGCUCUUAAUGAUGUCACUUAUCGGGAAGGGAUCAUUAUCACAGUACGUCAGUGUCACCCUGUGUACGAUAGAUUUCACCACAGCCACAUCCACUUGUUGAAAGCAUGUUAGCUUAAUUUCAGGGACCAGUGUUUCCAAAGUGGGUCCAUGGUGACCAUCCACUUUAAAGUUCAUGAUAACAUUCUCAAUUUUCUUAUCGAAAAAGUCUACAAACAUGUUUGCCUGUACGUCGUCUGGAAACCCAUCCGGUAGCUUUUUAACUUCUUUGUUUCCAGUCAAACUAUCAAGCACUUUAUAUAGUGUAUUGAUAUUAGGCCCUGCCUCCAUUAAUAGUAAUAAUAAAGUGUAUAUGGUCUCCGCAGCCGCUAAGCUUAAAAUGUUCAUAUUAUAAACACAUUGUAAAGAACACGUACAAAAUAACAGGGUUGGGGUUCUGGGAUCUAACACAUCAGUGGGAGGUUGGAAUGAUGGUGGUGGGAGGGUGGAGUGCAGUGUGGUGGUGGCAGGGAGGGGGAGGACAUCCUCUUCCAAAUGGUGGCAAGGUGUUAGUCCCAGGUCAUCCUUGGGUCAGAUGCUGAUGGCAGGAUGUAGGUAGACCAGUGGGAGGUAACUCUGGCCACAGACUGAGCAUUGCUGUGCCAUAUCUUGGGCUUGCACAACAGCAGUGUCA
This is a messenger RNA of Eriocheir sinensis (Chinese mitten crab), 4951 nucleotides long. Its product is annotated as zinc finger protein 708-like. Bases 1444 to 2532 code for a protein of 362 amino acids. The transcript is spliced from 2 exons. Gene Ontology annotation, biological process: regulation of transcription by RNA polymerase II. The record is from RefSeq and is a predicted model, not a curated record. Gene Ontology annotation, molecular function: DNA-binding transcription activator activity, RNA polymerase II-specific; RNA polymerase II cis-regulatory region sequence-specific DNA binding. Gene Ontology annotation, cellular component: nucleus. NCBI's taxonomy places the organism in Eukaryota, Metazoa, Arthropoda, Malacostraca, Decapoda, Varunidae.